This is a messenger RNA of Humulus lupulus (European hop), 395 nucleotides long. RefSeq names its product protein CURLY FLAG LEAF 1-like. The record is from RefSeq and is a predicted model, not a curated record. NCBI's taxonomy places the organism in Eukaryota, Viridiplantae, Streptophyta, Magnoliopsida, Rosales, Cannabaceae. The coding region runs from base 1 to 336 and encodes 111 amino acids. The transcript has 4 exons.
AUGAGUAAUGCAAACUUAUGGAAUAAUAUGGAUUGUGGGUUCAAGGAAAAGUGGCGAGAAAUUGUUAAUAAUUUGCAGACAGAUGAGAUUUACUACAUAAACAAGAGGAACAGUAUGAAAGCUAAAGAAGAUCCAAUAACAAUAGAGAAUUAUUAUUAUUAUUCAGAAACAGAUAUCUCAAACGACAAUGAAGAAUCGUCCUCUAAGUCUGAGUCUGAGUCAUCCAUUCCUCCUCCUCCUCCUAGCUGUUUCAUGGUACCUAAACAGGUCCAACAGUGCCCCAAAUGUUGUGGUCAACUUCUCCAUUUUGAUCCAUCUCCAAAUGGAUUUCUAUGAACGAUCACUUUAUUAUUAUCACUCAUUAUUCUGUUGUUAUUACUAUUACUAUUAUUAUU